Messenger RNA from Cuscuta campestris, 885 nucleotides. The record is from the annotation of a GenBank genome assembly. NCBI's taxonomy places the organism in Eukaryota, Viridiplantae, Streptophyta, Magnoliopsida, Solanales, Convolvulaceae.
CUUAUUUGGACGCUCCACAGAGAGAGAGAGAGAGAGAUUCCCUUCCAUCUGUAAAAAGAAAAAAAACGUAUUCCCUCCAUUCCAGUCUCUCCUUCUCGACCUCAUUCCACCCUCCAUUACAGCUCCCCCCUCCCUCAACCCUAGAAUUGGGAGUUCUACUCGUACCCGCUCUCCUCUCCAUGCCAAAACCCUAGCUGCGUUGACGAAAAUGGCUUCUCAUGUUGGGCGAAAUGUUGACUUCUUGGUCCGUAGAUAGAUUGUAUGUAUUUUCGUGUUUGAAAUUGUGACUGCGCAGGGGGGUUUUGAGGGUUCAGGAUCCACAUCUGUUCUUGUAGCUAUGGAGAGAUCAUCUGGCUCCGAUUUCAAGGGCCUGGCCGACUCGAUUAGUUCCCUCUCUGGUGCAGAAGGUGGAGUUUUUGAUGCUUCUCGCUAUGCCUUCUUCGGGAGAGGGACUGGAGCGGAGGUUGAAUUGGGGUGUUUAGAGAGUGAAGAAGGUAGUAGUAGUGGUAGCAGCGUUCCUGUUGCUGGAGGAGUUGUGGGGGGUGAUGAUCAGAUACUUGAGUAUCACUUAUUUGAGAAAGAUGAGGGUUCUGGAUUAGGAUCUUUAUCUGAUCUGGAUGAUCUUGCAACAACCUUUUUGAAGGUCAGCAAGAUGGAAUUUUCGAUUGUGCAGCAAUUAAAAUCUUCAGUGUUAUUUUCGUUGUACUCGAGUUUUUCAUAAAACUUUUCAUGGUGUGUUAGAUAUUAGAAUUGUAAACCGUUGUAAUUUUUUAUGACUUUUGAGGGUAUGAUAAGUUAAUACCCGUACCAGUUCUGGUUAUGCCACUAGCAUUUCCUUUAUAGUUUUGUGUUUGUUGUGUCAGAUGGUUAUACAGACUUGCAUUG